Musa acuminata subsp. malaccensis (wild Malaysian banana) is the source of this 1891-nucleotide messenger RNA. Its product is annotated as fruit protein pKIWI502. The record is from RefSeq and is a predicted model, not a curated record. Gene Ontology annotation, molecular function: oxidoreductase activity. Lineage: Eukaryota; Viridiplantae; Streptophyta; Magnoliopsida; Zingiberales; Musaceae.
AGAAAAAGGGCCAAAAAAAUUAAAAAGGGAGAAUAUUUUCUAAGAACUGCCGUUAUUUUCCACCCUUCUCUCGGCGGCGAAGACCAACUCCUCCUCCCCUUGCUCUCUAUAUCCCCAAUGGCAACUACGCUCGCCGCCUCGUGUUCCUCGCCCCCUCUACUCCGCCCCAUGUCUCUCCUCCCCCGACUCCGAGUCGGCCUCUCCCUUCCCCUCCGCCGCCGCGCUCUCACCGCCGUCGCCGCCGCCGUCCGGCAGGACGCCGCCACCUGGACCCAGGCCCCUCUCAGCCUCGUCGCCCCCGCCUCUGCCGACGCCUCUCUAUUCCACGUCUCCGUCGACGUCUCCUACGCCCCCGACCUCGCCGUCUCCUACACCGUCCCCGGCCAGUACCUCCAGCUCCGCGUCCCCGCCUCCGACAAGCCCUCCUUCCUCGCCAUCGCCUCGCCGCCCUCCUUCGCCAGCUCCCGUGGCGAGUUCCAGUUCCUCGUCAAGAGGGUCCCUGGCUCCGCCGCCGACCUUCUUUGUGGGCUCGGACGGGGGGAUGUCGUCGAGCUGAGUGCAGUCAUGGGGAAAGGAUUCCAGGUCGAGCGGAUCUCGCCCCCCGACGCCUUCCCCGCCGUCCUUAUCUUCGCCACCGGAUCCGGAAUCAGUCCCAUUCGUUCGCUAAUUGAAUCAGGUUUCAAUGCAAAUGAAAGAUCUGAUGUGAGACUUUACUACGGAGCUAGAAACCUUCAGAGAAUGGCAUAUCAGGAUAGGUUCAAGGACUGGGAAUCUACUGGAGUUAGAGUCAUACCUGUUUUAUCACAACCUGAUGAAAAAUGGAGUGGUGAACGAGGCUAUGUACAGGCUGCAUUUUCAAGAACUAAGGAGAUUCUAAAUCCUUUAUUGACUGGUGCUGUGCUUUGUGGGCACAAACAAAUGGCUGAGGUGCAUAUUCUGCUGGUGAUCAUCUGCUGAUGCCUCAGUAUGUUUUGAUUGCCACUCUCAAAGGAAAAAAAAAAGAAAAAAAAAACUGGCAUUCACGGACAAUAAACUUUGAGUUUGUUGGAUAACCUUCAUCUAGAUUUAAGUUGUCUGUCUUGGUCAAUCCUCUGGAAGGUCAAGAGUUUUGUAAAUUUUUUUUGUUUAUUUAAAUCAAAAUUUGAGGGAAUUUUAAGGCAUGCAAAACCUCGGUAUCCUUUUUCUUUAAUAAUAUUCUCCUUUUCUCGAAGCUAUUAAUAAAGUUUCCUGCAUUUUCAUCCUAGAAUUUGAUAGGACAUAAGUAGCUACUUUUUUGUACCUUUUAGGUUGCUGGAGCUGAUGCUUGAAAAUGUUAAAUCUGGCUUGUAUCAUUCCUUUAGAACCAAAGUUUGGAAACAAGUCGUGAUUAUUGACCAUAAGCAAAAUAUAAGGAGAGGAUCCACGAACUUUUUCCUAUUAUUCAGAAUGUAUUAGUUUUGAACAAUGUACAAGUCAUAAUAUGAUCCGGUACUGAGAACAGAAAAUAAUAUACCUGAUUUCCAGACCCACCAUUGUCAGAUUUCAUUGUUAGUUUUUUGGUGUUCACCUACUAUUGAGACCAUGAAGCUAUGACAAAAUUACUUUCUAUGAUAUUUAUUUAUCUUAUGAUAACAUCAUCUCAUUUUUCUUAGCUCAUUUACGGGUGAAUUUUACUAGUCACAACAGUAUGUCAUUAUGCUGUAAUGAAUCUCAGUGGGUUCUGAAAUUAAAAUCACAUGUCAUGAAUGCUGUAGAUAGUAAGCUUUAUGCGUUAUUCUCGAAAAGCAGAGGAUUUUGUUUGAUGAACCAAUUGUUGUUGUUUCAAUUUUUGGUAAAGUCUCCAGAUUUGGUUGCACGAUAAUGCUGGUUAACUUACAGUGGAUAGCUUAUCUGCGACUUUUUUUUUUAUACA